AUGAAUGAGUACAUGGCAGCCCACCACAAGCCCGCGCCCGCGUCGUAUCCCUCGAGCCCGGCCGUGGUGCUGCCGCCCACACCUCAGCAGGUCACCUCACCACCGCCACAGUACUCGGCCGACUCUCCGCCUGCGGGCGCGCGGGCCAGCAGCAAGGCCGGCCGAAAACCGGCGCGCAAGGUCAGUGGCGCCAGCUCGGCUCGGCGUACGACUCUUGCGACGCCCAAAGAGUCCUCCGUCCCCAGCGCUCCGCUGUCCAGGAUUCACCCAGACCUAGACCCUCACUCUCGGAUCGAUGUGGCGCCGACCCAGGACGUGCUCUUCCUGCGCGACAAGAAGAAGCCGAACACGCCCGAAUACCUGCAUGUGACGGUCACCAACCCGAGGAACGCGCGGCUGGUUGCUGUCACGCUGGCACGAGACGGCGCGGAUGAGAUCGAGGACCCUAGCGUGGCCUUUGUCCCGCUAAAAGGCAACCAGUUCAUGGUGCUGCUCGAUACCUCGACCCUCUACAACAAAGCUGGCGUGCAGGUGAUGCGUUUGCGCUUGAUCGACCUGGAGUACCGGGUGGUCGCCCAGCAAGACUUCCACUACGUCGUGCAUAGCAAGAGCACGCAGCGACCGGACAUGUUCUAUCGCGUGGCCAUGCGCGAGCUCCAGCAGAUUCCGACGUGGGAGGUGGCAUGGAAGUGGAUCUCCCGCUUCUAUGCCAAGCGGUGCUACCGCGACCUCACCGGCAAGCAGAAGGCCGGCGCCAAAACGGAUCAGCCCCUGCCUUCGGAGGACAUCGUACUCAGCAUCCACCGGCUGACUCCCAGCGAGGAGAUCACCCCCGACAUCUUCCAGCGGCUCAUCGCGUGGACCAACUCCUUCUACGCGCUCUACAACACCGCUGACGUUCAAGCGCUGAUGGAGUCGUCGUUGCUCCACUUCAUCCCCCCUUCUCGGGUCGAGAAGGUCCUCAAGGAAGCCUCCGAGCUCACCGGCCGCCCCACGUUCUUGCUCCGCUUCUCGUCCCAGCCGGACGCGCUCGCCUUGAAUUUGUACAAGGGGCGCUUGCAGGCGACCAUCGUGCGCAUCUAUGACCCUCACUCCGACAAGGCUCUGCGGGCGGCGCUCAAUCAAAUUAUCGAGCUCCUGAAGCAGCCCGAACAAGAGGGCACUCUGGCGCUGCACUCCAUUGACCGGCACACCGAUGCGGGCUAUCGGACGUGUGACGUCAAGCUGCUGGAGGAGACCAUCAAACAGCUCAAGUGCAUGAAGGACCACAGCCUCAAGCUGCCCCACGGCUACGAGAACAACACCACCUUCGGAACAGCUGUCAACGAGCUAGCGGGAGGCAAGCGAAAGCACAUCGAACCGGCUUCUCCCGCUGUUGGGUCUCCGUACGGCGCGCACCUGCCCAGCGAAGAAGAGGCUGAGGAGGAGCUGGAUCACGGGCAGGUCCUUCGGCCCGCUGCCACCGGUGGGGCAGCCCACUCGGCCCAGGCCACUGUGGAAACCCUGUACGCCCAAGCCAUGGCAAAUGAAGAGGUGGGCAGAAGUCUCUACGAGCUGCUCCGGCGACAGUUCGGCGGCCUCUCCCUCUCGCCUUUCGUUGAAGGAGAGGAUAUGGAGUCGCCAUACAUGAAGAUCGAGCCGCUGCAGCUGAGCGAGGGCGUUGAUGGUUGCGAGUCCAGCGAAAUUGACAGCUUCUUUGACAUCAUCCUUUCAUCUGAAUGA
Molecule: messenger RNA, 1722 nt
Organism: Acanthamoeba castellanii str. Neff
Lineage: Eukaryota; Discosea; Longamoebia; Acanthamoebidae
Exons: 11
Coding region: 1-1722 (573 amino acids)
Source: RefSeq, a predicted model, not a curated record